Molecule: messenger RNA, 516 nt
Organism: Aspergillus heteromorphus CBS 117.55
Lineage: Eukaryota; Fungi; Ascomycota; Eurotiomycetes; Eurotiales; Aspergillaceae
Product: ankyrin repeat-containing protein ANK1
Exons: 3
Coding region: 1-516 (171 amino acids)
Molecular function (GO): protein binding
Source: RefSeq, a predicted model, not a curated record
AUGGCAGACGAAGGCGCUUCCCCCCGUGAACUUGUCGUCGAGGCAUGCCGCCGCGAUCAGCCUCAUUUGAUAGAACAGGUUCUGGAAACCAUGGAGGGGAAGUCAAAUGAGGAGGUGGCCGCUUUCUUCAACGGUGUGACGGAUUCGAUGGGGAACCACGCCCUCCACAUAUGUGCUACGUAUGGAAGCUACGAUACCAUGGACUCCCUCUUCGAUGUCCAGUUCUUCGAAUGUGACCCCCUCACCCGCCUUGACAAAGAUACCCCGCUCCACACCGCAGUGCGCUACACCAACGAUAAGGACGCCGAACUAGGCACGGAGAUGAUCCGGAUGAUGUGCGAUGCCGGCUGCGACCCGCGUGUCAGGAAUAAGCACGGCCAGAAGCCUGCCGACCUGGUGUACAACAACCAGGAGGUCAAGUCGAUUCUACAGCAGGCCGAAUACAUCAUGGCCGAGGGGCUAAGAGAGGAUGCGGACAACGGAUCGGUCCACGACAGCGCUAGUGACAGCGAGUAG